This is a messenger RNA of Aspergillus clavatus NRRL 1, 1362 nucleotides long. RefSeq names its product BUD22 family protein. Gene Ontology annotation, cellular component: 90S preribosome; nucleus. Lineage: Eukaryota; Fungi; Ascomycota; Eurotiomycetes; Eurotiales; Aspergillaceae. Gene Ontology annotation, biological process: maturation of SSU-rRNA. The record is from RefSeq and is a predicted model, not a curated record. The coding region runs from base 1 to 1362 and encodes 453 amino acids. The transcript has 2 exons.
AUGUCGAAACGCAAACUCGCUGACCUCCACGACUUCGACCCCAGAGACCGCACCAUCGGCCGAUUAAACGCACAAUUCGACAAUGGCGUCGCCGCCUUAUCGCAGGCCCUGAAGACCGCCCGUGUCUUCGAGAGACAGAAGCUCGGUCGCAGAGAGAAGACCGCGCGCAGCGAGAAUAAGCGGGAUGUACUGGCGCGGCUGGAGGAGGAGAUUAAAGUGAUCAAGACUCUGGACUUCCCAGCCACCGCGCAGAAGUACCUGUUCAAGCAACUGCUCAAGACGAAACGCAUUGCCGAGGCGCCGGCAUUUGUCAAGUUCAAGGAGCGCAAGAAUAUCUCGACCGAGGGCCCGCGCAGCACGGCCGAAGCGAACGUCACCGCGCGACUGUACAAAUCAAACCCGGUGAAGAAUGUGUUUCCGGCGAUCAUGGAUGGGAUCAGGAAGAUCUUUGGGCUGGAGGAUACGCGGGCAGCGUUAAAGGACGCCAAGGACGCAAAGAAGGAUGCCGCCCAAGGGACGAGCGAGAACAAAGAAGCAGUGCCAGAGGUAGACGCACAAUCCGGCUCAGACUCCGACGCACAGCGCCACAGCAGAGCCACCGCAAAACUAAGCGCCGGCGCCGACGGUGAAGACGCAAGCGACGUUGAAAUGGACUACGACAGCGAAGAGUUCGCCGGAUUCGAUGACCGACUGGCCCCCGGCUCCGGCAGCGAGAGCGAGAGCGAGAGCGACGCCGAAGUCGAAGCCGACAGCGACGAUGACGAUGAUGCCCAAGACAACCCCCACGCACGGCCCUCCUACUCCGACAUCUCGAUCUCCCGCUCCCCAUCUCCCGAACAGGCCUCCCCUCCCUCCAAAAAGGCCAAGAAGGGUGCUGCCGCCGCCGCCGCUGCACCCACCAGCACGACCUUCCUCCCCUCGCUCACGAUGGGCGGGUACUUCUCCGGCUCCGAGUCCGAACCCGAGGAGAACGAGAGUGCGGAGCCGCCCCGGCGCAAAAACAGAAUGGGCCAGCAGGCGCGGCGCGCGCUGUGGGAGAAGAAGUACGGCAGCGGCGCGAACCAUCUCAAGAAGCAGAACGAGAAGGACAGGAGGAAUAGGGACAGCGGCUGGGACGUGCGCCGGGGCGCGACGGAUGGUUCAGAGCGACCGAGGGGAGCGCGUCUGGCUGGACGAGGGACGGAUUCGUUUCGACCGAGGGACAAGUUCUCCGGGGACCGGCCGCAGCGUGGCCCGGCUGGUGCACCUAAGAAGAACGCCAACGAUGAUAAGCCGAUGCAUCCUUCCUGGGAGGCGGCCAGGAAGGCCAAGGAGCAGAAGUCGAUGGCUUCAUUCCAGGGAAAGAAGGUGGUCUUCGAUUAA